AGCACAGCAGCCACAAGGUGUGCGGGAGGUGUUUGCCACCUUGUGGGCUAUUGAGCAGUCGAUGCUGCUGGGCAUGACAAACGAUGGGCCCCUGCCAACUACAACAGCGCCUUUUGAUUUUGAGAAGCUGCUGCUGAGCGUCAAGGAGCAAGGAGUGCAAACCAUUUUCGUCUCUUUCAUGUGGAAAUUGCAGCAGCCCACUCCACGUGGGGGCUUCAACUUCCGUGUCAUGGACUACAUCCAAAAAAUCGUUUGCGCCCAGGGCUUCAAGUUGGCAGUGGUGCUGGACACCGAUGCGACGCCACCCUGGGUGGCGAAACGGUUCCCAGACGGCGUCAUGACAGAUGUUUUGAACUUGACCCGUGGCACAGCGUCCUUCAAUCAUAUCUUUGCUUUGGAGCUGGCUCACAGUUGGCAGGAUGCGGUGCUUGCCCGGCUGGCAGCCAACGACGCCUCCUGCAUCCACUCCAUCCAGCCCACAUUCAACAACCAGUACGAAACGAAAUACACUCAGGAGCGGGAUGCACCCCAGGAUUACAGUCCUGCAGCGGCAAUGGCAUUUCGCGAGUACGUGAAGCACGUGCAUGGUGGCUUGGCGCACUGGAACAAGCGGUGGGGCACCGGCUUCAAUGCCUGGGAAGCUGUUGUGCCGCCCAAGUUUUACCAGCAUGGGGAGCACUACAAUUCCACCAUGACCGACCUGUUUUACUGGGACUGGCAGCACUUCAGGCAAAUUCAGCAACACUCGGUUUACGAGGGCUGCUGUCAGCGGAUUGCAGCGCACGGUUUCCGCUGCAUCAUGCAUUUCCCAGAAGUCUUCACCAGUGGCGACGCCAUCUACGGCUCGGGCAGCGUGUUCACGCUGGCUGCCAGCCCCUGGCUGGACUACAUCAUCAUUGACUCCAAUUUUGUGACGGUUUCGAGGCAGCCCAACGACGUGCGGGUUGUGCAGUUACUUCUGAGCGCCAUGAAGCCCUUCAACAAGCCCAUCUACUUUGAGGGAGCAUUUGAGGAGAUUAAGGACCCAGAGCUGCAUCGUCGGGCCAUGGAGCUGACGGCGGCCUCAGGUGCCUAUGGCAUGGGCUUCACGAACUGGCUGAGCCGAGUGAACCACACCACCUUUUUCCGGGACACCCUCAGCGGCUUGACGCACGCCCCCGCUGGCGGCCCAGCAGUUGCCAUCCUGACGCCAUACCGCUCAUUCCUGGCGUACAAGGGCGCGCCCUUUGCCAACCAGAAGACCCGCGAGCUUGCAGCCAACGACGCACAGCAGGACCUGUUGUUUGCAUGCCUGGACGUGCUGGAGAAGGAGCUGCCGUCUCUUGAUGGCCUGCAGAUAUUUGGCGUGCCCACAAUGCUGCUGCCGGUGCUCCAAACCUUCGAGCAGGUGUGGUAUGUGGAGCCCGACGUGCUGCUGUCGGGCGAUGCAAGCACCAUUGCCAGGAUCAAGGAGCGUGCUGGAGCGCUGGGUGUGCCGCUGCGCAGCUGCAUCAAGAAGAAGGCGCCUGCGAUUGUGCUGCCCGAGUGCUGCCCAAGCAUGUAGCUGCCUGUUCCUGGUGUAUCCCCUUGCAAUCAUUUAAUUGUCUGCGCAAACUGCGCCCUGAUACCCUGUCUGUUUUUCAUUCAUCGAGGUGUGACAUUGCAUCACAGCAGGCAACUCAUGAUUGGCUACAUUGCAAACAUUGGUAAACUUCAACCGUAG
Molecule: messenger RNA, 1702 nt
Organism: Chlorella variabilis
Lineage: Eukaryota; Viridiplantae; Chlorophyta; Trebouxiophyceae; Chlorellales; Chlorellaceae
Exons: 3
Coding region: 62-1543 (493 amino acids)
Biological process (GO): carbohydrate metabolic process
Cellular component (GO): beta-galactosidase complex
Molecular function (GO): beta-galactosidase activity
Source: RefSeq, a predicted model, not a curated record